AAUUGGCGACCGAGUGACAGGCUUGGUGAACAGGCUUCGAGAGGUGACUGCAGCGCGGAAACACCCCGAACUUGGCCGCCCCAAGCUGGACAUUUUGGGAUCUCUUCCCGCCGCCGAGUGAAAAAUAGGCGAGGGGUCUCCUAGGGCACCCCGUGCCCCCGCCGUCAGGGUUUUUGUGACGGAGACCCGGCCGCGGGCCCCGGGCGAGCUGGGAGGGCGGCGGGCGCGGGGAGGGCGCGGGGGCGGCCCCGGCGGGACGGGGCGGAGCGGGCGGCGCGGCAGAGAGGGGCGGCCGCGCCCAUUGCUCCCUGCGCUCGGCGGCGGCGCUGCUGCUGCUGCUCGGGCCCCGGCUGCUGCUCCGGCUGCUGCUCCGGCUCCGGCUGCGGCUGCUGCGGCUCCGGCUCCGGCUGCUGCUCCGGCUGCUGCGGCUCCGGCUCCGGCUGCUGCUGCUGCUCGGGCUCCGGCUCCGGCUCCGGCUGCUGCUGCUCGGGCUCCGGCUCCGGCUCCGGCUCCGGCUGCUGCUCGGGCCCCGGCCCCGCUUCCCCGCCCGCGGCCCGCAGAGACGAGGCGGCGCUCCGCUCUCCGACGCCCCGAAGCCCCCUGCCCGCAUGGACGCGGCGCUGAAGCGGAACCGCUCCGAGGAGCCGGCCGAGGUCCUGCGGGCCGCCCGGGACUUGGAGGAAGAGGAGGAGGAAGAGGAGGAGGAAGAGGAGGAGGAGGAGGAGGGGAUGGAGCAGGGGCUGGAGGAGGAGGAAGAGGUGGACCCCCGGAUCCAGGGAGAGCUGGAGAAGUUAAAUCAAUCCACAGAUGAUAUCAACAGACGGGAGACUGAACUUGAGGAUGCGCGUCAGAAGUUCCGCUCUGUGCUGGUUGAGGCCACCGUGAAACUGGACGAACUGGUGAAGAAGAUGGGCAAAGCCGUGGAGGAUUCCAAGCCCUACUGGGAGGCUCGGAGGGUGGCGCGCCAGGCCCAGCUCGAAGCACAGAAAGCUACCCAGGACUUCCAGAGGGCCACCGAGGUGCUUCGUGCUGCCAAAGAGACCAUCUCUCUGGCCGAACAGCGGCUUCUGGAGGAUGACAAGAGGCAGUUUGACUCAGCCUGGCAGGAGAUGCUGAACCAUGCCACCCAGCGGGUCAUGGAGGCGGAGCAGACCAAGACACGGAGUGAGCUUGUGCACAAGGAGACUGCGGCCAGGUACAACGCGGCCAUGGGCCGCAUGCGGCAGCUGGAGAAGAAGCUCAAGAGAGCCAUUAACAAGUCCAAGCCUUACUUUGAACUCAAGGCAAGAUACUAUGUACAGCUGGAGCAGUUAAAGAAGACGGUGGAUGAGCUGCAGACCAAGCUGGCCCUGGCCAAGGGCGAGUACAAGACGGCCCUCAAGAACCUGGAGAUGAUCUCCGACGAGAUCCACGAGCGGCGACGCUCUAGCGCCAUGGGGCCCCGGGGCUGUGGUGUUGGGGCCGAGGGAAGCUGCACAUCUGCGGAGGACCUUUCGGGGAGCAAGGCCGAGCCUGACGCCGUUUCUGUGGCCUCUGAAGCUUUUGAAGAUGACAACUGCAGCAAUCUUGUAUCUGAAGAUGACUCGGAAACUCAGUCUGUGUCCAGCUUCAGUUCAGGACCCACAAGCCCAUCUGAGCUGCCUGACCAGUUCCCUGCAGCGGUGAGGCCCGGUAGCCUGGACCUACCCAGCCCCGUGUCCCUGUCAGAGUUUGGGAUGAUGUUCCCGGUGUUGGGCCCUCGCAGCGAGUGCAGUGGGGCCUCGUCCCCUGAAUGUGAGGUAGAACGAGGAGACAGGGCUGAAGGGGCAGAGAAUAAGAGGGGUGACAAAGCCAACAACAAUCGAGGGCUCAGCAGCAGCAGCAGCAGCAGCAGCAGCGACUGCCGCAAGAGCCAUGGCAGCACCUCCCUUGAGGGCCGAGCCCUGGAGAGCCGGAUGAAGCAGCUUUCUCUGCAGUGUUCCAGGGGGAGAGAGGGGAUCCUCGCUGACAUAAAGACGGUGCAGAUCGGCUGACCCACCCGAGGCCCGCGCCCAUAUCCGUAUUUAUACACGAAACUGUAUGGAGAACAUUGUGCCAAUAACCAUUUCAAUAUAUGCCAAAUCGUAAGCAUUUCCUCUAAACUGCACUAAUGACAUUUCAGUGACCUUGAGGGUUGAAGAUCUGUCUUGGGGUGGUUUGGUAUCCAGAACAGAUGAGGUGCUGUGGGUGGACGGACGGACGGGGGACAGUGUCUGUGACGGUGGAAGGCAGCAAUAGCUAGUUCCGGUGGGAGAACUGGAGCCAGGCCUAGGAAGGGGGUGGGGGUGGGGGCAGCUGGGGAGCCUAGCCAGACGGCGUCGGGGUCAGAAGCUCAGAAGCUCCCUUCUCUUGGAGGGUGAGCUCUGUUUGGGAGAACGGAGAUAAAUGUCCUCUUCUUUCUACCCCAAGGGAGUCAGAACCAACAAAAUCCUUGCAAAACAAGGCUCAAGUAUCCCUUUCUGCCCAGUGAAGACAUUAAAAAACAAUGCCAAGGACAGAGAUCAUUUGCAUCCCCUCUGGUGUUCGGAGGGGCUUCUGAAAGGUGUCUGCUGGGUUGCUCACUAAAGCUUUUUCAUUUUCUAUAAAGGUCACCAUGAACUGCACUUUUGGGGGUGGGGGAGGGGAAUGCCAGUGUGUGGGGGGGGUGGGAGGACAAGGGAAACGGGGGAGGGGGGGUUAUGGCUGUGGGGAAGAAGGUUCUGUAGCACAUAGACUUUAUCCUACCAGCCAGCUGAGGAGACUUACUUGGAGAGAAGUAAGUGCAUGUGAACAGCGGCUGCCAUUGUUAGACCUAGGUCGACACGGUGUUGAUUUCUCUGUAGGUUGUGAAUUUUGAAGUUAAAAAAAAAAUUAUUUAAAGGUUAUGCUGACUAGUAUUUCUUAGAGGAAGUUAGUUCUUCUUUAAAGCUAGGAAAGGGAGUAGGCAUGUCAUGGCAACAGCUGUUAAGUAGAAGCAGUGGAGUCUCUGUUAUGCUGAUAGUGUUAAGCCUGCUUUCCUCUAAUGUUUUCUUGAUUACAUAUAUUGACAGCACUGCAUUUCAUUCCCCCCCUUUUUUUUUGCUUUAAAAAAACAGCAUUUCUGAAAGAAAAAAGUAACCCCAUUUCAAGUUGUCUACUGUCGCAACCUGUGCAUCUUAGUCAUCUGUAAACCUCUUCAUACUGUAGUGUUUUCUCCUUUUUUAAUGACUGAUACAGUAUCCCAAUUACAAGGUUAUUUUGUACAUGUCUUAAUACCUUGAGUGUAAUAAAAACGGCUUAAGAAAAUA
This is a messenger RNA of Erinaceus europaeus (western European hedgehog), 3284 nucleotides long. It is a transcript of the gene SH3BP5, whose product is annotated as SH3 domain binding protein 5. The record is from RefSeq and is a predicted model, not a curated record. Gene Ontology annotation, cellular component: cytoplasm. Gene Ontology annotation, molecular function: protein kinase inhibitor activity. Gene Ontology annotation, biological process: intracellular signal transduction; negative regulation of protein tyrosine kinase activity. NCBI's taxonomy places the organism in Eukaryota, Metazoa, Chordata, Mammalia, Eulipotyphla, Erinaceidae. Bases 609 to 2012 code for a protein of 467 amino acids. The transcript has 9 exons.